UUUCUCACUUGUCUCUUUCGAUCACUCUCUUUUUCUUAUUGCCUCCCUCCCUCUUUUAAUCACUCUUUUAAUCUAGCUAUCUCACUCCCAGCUAUUUCUGUUCAGCAAUGGCUGGAGGAUCACAAAAAAAGACCUGCCCAAACUGUGGGGAAAAAAUAUACUGCGGACUUAAAAUUUGUUCGUUUUGCAAACAUCCACAACCCCAACAUGUCAGACUUCAGAAAAAGAUGGAAAAAUUUAAAAGUCAGCAGAAGCAGUGGUUGGCAUCCAUGAAAAAAAAUAAAAUAAAGUCCCACGUUCUUGAUGAUGCUGCCAUUCUGCUUGAGAAGUUGUAUACCCUUGGCAUGAAGCCCCUGCUGCUGAUUGCACAUCCUCCUAAGAUGGUGACAGGGACUCACACGUACCAGACUAAAAUAAUGCUGCCAGUGCAUGCCCAACUUAGCACAUCCGCUAAGACAUGCUUAGAGAAUGUGAAUGCCAUCUACAAAUUGAUGGUUGAAGGUUGGACAAGACUCAACCCAGACCAACUGCCUCAAGAAGAAGAGGAGAACUUCAUUCUAAAUUUGGUGCCAUGUGAUCCACCCAUCCAGGAACCAGCACACCAGGCUCCACCCAUCCAGGAACCAGCACACCAGGCUCCACCCAUCCAAGAACCAGCACACCAGGCUCCACCCAUCCAGGAACCAGCACACCAGGCUCCACCCAUCCAAGAACCAGCACACCAGGCUCCACCCAUCCAGGAACCAGCACACCAGGCUCCACCCAUCCAAGAACCAGCACACCAGGCUCCACCCAUCCAAGAACCAGCACACCAGGCUCCACCCAUCCAGGAACCAGCACACCAGGCUCCACCCAUCCAGGAACCAGCACACCAGGCUCCACCCAUCCAAGAACCAGCACACCAGGCUCCACCCAUCCAGGAACCAGCACACCAGGCUCCACCCAUCCAAGAACCAGCACACCAGGCUCCACCCAUCCAAGAACCAGCACACCAGGCUCCACCCAUCCAGGAACCAGCACACCAGGCUCCACCCAUCCAGGAACCAGCACACCAGGCUCUUUCCAGCCACACACCACCACACACAGCUCCACCCAUCCAGGAACCAGCACACCAGGCUCCACCCAUCCAGGAACCAGCACACCAGGCUCCACCCAUCCAAGAACCAGCACACCAGGCUCCACCCAUCCAGGAACCAGCACACCAGGCUCCACCCAUCCAAGAACCAGCACACCAGGCUCCACCCAUCCAAGAACCAGCACACCAGGCUCCACCCAUCCAGGAACCAGCACACCAGGCUCCACCCAUCCAGGAACCAGCACACCAGGCUCCACCCAUCCAGGAACCAGCACACCAGGCUCCACCCAUCCAAGAACCAGCACACCAGGCUCCACCCAUCCAAGAACCAGCACACCAGGCUCCACCCAUCCAGGAACCAGCACACCAGGCUCCACCCAUCCAGGAACCAGCACACCAGGCUCCACCCAUCCAAGAACCAGCACACCAGGCUCCACCCAUCCAAGAACCAGCACACCAGGCUCCACCCAUCCAGGAACCAGCACACCAGGCUCCACCCAUCCAGGAACCAGCACACCAGGCUCUUUCCAGCCACACACCACCACACACAGUUCCACCCAACCAGGAACCAGCACACCAGGUCUCAGCUGUGCAGCCAACACUGCGGGGUCCACAGCAACGUAAAAGACUACAAAAAAUCAAAGAUUGUCCUCACAAUCGGCUUGAAAUGUUCCCAGUCCGUGAAAUAAUAAAGACAAGGAAAAGAAAGGGGAGGACAGAACAUCUUUAUGACUGGCAGCCCUGCACAAUGUGUGGAAAGAUCUGGCCUCCAUCCUGGCAGCCAGCCUGAUUCCCAUCCCGUGCAGCCUGCAAAUAUGCAACAUACAUUGCAAACAUAAUUUUUUUCCUUGGUCUUGUUAAGUGUUUUUUCUUUACAUAUUUUUUGUUGUCCACUUGUAUUGUUCCAUAACAUUGUCAUGUUACAUCAGUUAAGCAGUUUGUAAUGUAAUUUGAACUUUAAUAUUCUUCAUGUUUUGUCUUCAAGCUUGUUACAAUCUCUUUUAUGUGUAUGGAUUCAAUAAAGGGCAACAGUCAACAAAACUUAACAUUUCUUAAACUUGAAGGACCCCUAUAUGGAUUGUUUUGUGGCCAACAGACCAUGGAAAAGUUACAGUUGAUCAUAUUUUGACUCAGACAAGCUAAACUAACAACUUAGUAACAACUGAUCCUUUCACAACUGCCAUAAUGUUCAGUCCACUGAUGACACACACAGUUGGAGUGCUUUACUGGGGGACAUAGCUUAAUAUCAAAGAGGACACGGUUUAAUUUUAAGAUUUCAUAUUAAAUAACCUCCGCCACAAAUUAAACUAAAUGAGCAACUUCCCAUUUUAUUCACAGGCUUCGAAAUAGCAGUCUUUCAACCUCUUGUGCUAAAUUACAGUACCGUAAUUAACUAUGAAAACAUGCCAUAUCCUAAUUUGCAUAACAUACUGUUUUGACUAACCCUCUGUAGCAGUUACCUUGAAGCUGAUUGUGUAUUGACAAUGUAAAAUAGCUAUUUAAAGUUUUGAUGGGAAUGAAAAUGUACAUUUCACAAACUUCAAAUAUGGGAAUUGACAAUCUUUAAUAAAA
Messenger RNA from Carassius gibelio (silver crucian carp), 2647 nucleotides. RefSeq lists its product as uncharacterized. The record is from RefSeq and is a predicted model, not a curated record. NCBI's taxonomy places the organism in Eukaryota, Metazoa, Chordata, Actinopteri, Cypriniformes, Cyprinidae. The transcript is spliced from 7 exons. Bases 108 to 1865 code for a protein of 585 amino acids.